CCAGGAAAGAAGGGCCCACCACCAUGUGAAAUUGUAUAAACAGUAAAGUCAUUCAAUACUCCUCUCUGUCUCCUUAAUCUGAGCUGAGCUUACCGCCAUCUGAACUCAGAGCGUGUCUCUCUCAUUCAUUCAUCUUAUGCUUUUUACGUCCCAUCACCCAUUGCCUCCCAUAUCAAUUUUCCUCCUCCUCAUCUUCUUCCUUCCCUCUUCCUUACACCUAAACCUAUACUUAACCCCCCUCCCUUCCUCAACAUUCAAUCCCCAACUAGUUCCACCGAAAAAUCCGUUGAUCUCAUCAUGGAAUCAGCAUCAGGAGGUUCCGGCCCCGGUGCUUCCGAUCCUAACAGCACGGAGGGUCCCUCGGGGAAUACCACCACCUCUGCCCCUCAAGCCGACGGUUCAUCAUCGCCGGCGCCACCAAGCCGGUAUGAGUCGCAGAAGCGACGGGACUGGAACACCUUCUUGCAGUACCUGAGGAACCACAAGCCGCCAUUGACGUUGGCGCGGUGCAGUGGAGCUCACGUGAUCGAGUUCUUGAAGUACUUAGACCAAUUCGGAAAGACCAAGGUCCACAUAGCCGGAUGCCCCUAUUUCGGGCACCCGAACCCGCCAGCGCCCUGCGCGUGCCCGCUGAAGCAGGCGUGGGGCAGCCUCGACGCUCUGAUCGGACGCCUGAGAGCGGCCUACGAGGAGAACGACGGGCGGCCGGAGUCGAACCCGUUCGGGGCGAAAGCCGUAAGAAUUUACCUGAGAGAAGUCAGGGAAGGGCAAGCCAAGGCCAGAGGGAUUCCUUAUGAGAAGAAAAAGCGAAGAAGGGCCACGGUUACCGCAACUAAAGUGGAUAUCAACACAUCCACAGGAAAUACUGGAAAUGGCGGCGACGGCGAGAGUAAAGAUGCCGCUGCCGCUGCUGCCACAAGCGGUGGCGCCGACGGCGGUGACGCCACCGUUAGCGGAGGCGGAUGUGUAGCUGCUGCCCCAGGAACAGGUGCAGGUAGUGCUACUGUUACUGCUACGACAGUAUAGUACCUUAGAUUCGAUCAUUUUGACAAUUUUUUUCUCCACCUUUCGCCACUACGAUCUAUUUUUGGUUUUAAGGAAAUCAAUUGUGAUUAAGGCUUUAUAUAAGUCUAAGUCACAUGCUAUUGGCGAUCUUCUCAGGAAUCGACCCCAUCAUAAAAAUUAACCUAGUGGAACUAUAUGUGCAUAUUUGCAUAUACAUAAAUGUAUAGCACUCUUGUUGAUUACUAGGUCAAUGACCAACUGUUUGCCUUUUCUUUC
Messenger RNA from Prosopis cineraria, 1281 nucleotides. Its product is annotated as protein LIGHT-DEPENDENT SHORT HYPOCOTYLS 6-like. The transcript has a single exon. Gene Ontology annotation, biological process: response to light stimulus; mRNA transcription. NCBI's taxonomy places the organism in Eukaryota, Viridiplantae, Streptophyta, Magnoliopsida, Fabales, Fabaceae. Gene Ontology annotation, cellular component: nucleus. The coding region runs from base 298 to 1026 and encodes 242 amino acids. The record is from RefSeq and is a predicted model, not a curated record.